Messenger RNA from Centropristis striata (black sea bass), 1044 nucleotides. Its product is annotated as G-protein coupled receptor 4-like. NCBI's taxonomy places the organism in Eukaryota, Metazoa, Chordata, Actinopteri, Perciformes, Serranidae. The transcript is spliced from 4 exons. The record is from RefSeq and is a predicted model, not a curated record. Gene Ontology annotation, biological process: positive regulation of Rho protein signal transduction; phospholipase C-activating G protein-coupled receptor signaling pathway. Gene Ontology annotation, molecular function: G protein-coupled receptor activity. Gene Ontology annotation, cellular component: membrane. The coding region runs from base 16 to 1044 and encodes 342 amino acids.
GUUUCACUCUGAACAAUGGACAACACUUCACAGGACAACGGCCUCAACGACACAACCAGCAACUACUACGACUACAGCUACUACUAUGACUACUUCAACUACUUCAACUACUCUGACUACAGCAACUACUUCGAAUUUUCUUCCCUCUUUGGCUUUCCCAGUUUUGGUGAAGAUGCGUUCAUCCAGUUUGUGGUGACAUGCCUAAUCAUUUGUCUCGGCCUUCCUUUGACCCUCGCGGCCAUCUAUGGUCUUUUCUCUCUGGUGAGAAAUGGUGAAGUUGCUCCGAUCUACGUCAUCAACCUUCUCAUCUCUGACCUCAUUCAGUUCUGCUGCAUGAUCGCUGAGGUGGCACAGCCUACGGACGUGUACUUGUUCAAUUCUGACUACUGGGAGAUAUUUGAUGCCUUCAGCUAUAUUUACGACUACAAUCUGGUGGUCAGUGUUGGCUUCAUGGUGUGCAUCGCUCUGGAAAGGUAUUUGGUCAUCGUCCACCCACUGUGGUACCGCUGCAGACGAACCAUCAAGUCCUCUGUGCUGAUCUGUGUCUUGGUCUGGAUUCUUCCUGUCGUUUGUGUCCUCACUGAGCGUUUCUCGUAUGGUAACGAGGUCUCAGUCAUUUUUGCCAUCUUUUACCUCCUUCCUCUCCCACUGCUCAUAUUCUUCCUGAUUGCGACCGUCAAAGCCCUGUAUGCUUCCAUCUCGGUCCCGACUGACGAAAAACGACGAAUAGCAGGAAUGUUGAUCCUGGUGCUGCUGAUUUACACGCUGCUGUUUCUGCCUUUCAUCAUUGUGAAUGUGUUCAGCUAUCCACAAGAUGACAACCCAGAUAUUUUCUUUCUCUUUGAACUGGUUCCUAUGUUUCUUAAGUUGAGUCCUCUGGCAGACUUAGUUCUGUAUAUGUUGAUGAGGAAAGGGACCAUACGCCAGCUUUCAGACUGUUUGUGUCGCUGCAGAACAGACAGCAAUGAAAUCAGCUCUGUAACUGUGAACAUGCCUGGAGAGAGAGAUGGAGAGAAUGAUGGAGAGGGCGAAGAGCUAUCAUGA